AUGGCUACCACGCUCACUCAACCACCGCGCGCAUUGCAAGCGCAAACAACAACUUCGACACACGACUUGCCUUCCGUUUACAAUCCCACUCACGCGCUUCACCACCCUCCAUACCUUUCUGGCAUGGAUCAGAUUUCUGUCGACGACAACAACGAUUCAGAGAUGGAGGGUGCUGAUCACCUUCCUGUCGACGGACGAAACUCAGCCACUCCUACACCCAUGACCACCGUCAACGCUAUCGAUGCGCCGCCGCCCGUACCUGAACCUGUCUCGCCUGCACGCCCACCACCACCGCCCCUAGCACCUGUCACACGUACAGAAGAUAGUGAAGAGGAGGAUGAUGAUGAAGACGAUGAUAGAAGUCACAUAAGCGAUGAGCGCGCAAGAAGCUUUUACCCCUUUCACCAAGACACAACCGUUCCGGAUGCCGAAGAAACCAGGAUCAUGCGCGCAUAUACCGAGAACAGCGCUCUAGACGAUGCGCACUGGCAAUCAAGGACCUUUUUCGACCUACGAGACCCUGAGUUGGUCCCGAGAGAGCAAGGCAGCAUCGAGUGGACUAUCAAGGACUUCAACGGCACUAAAGAGAACCCUCGCAAGAAUUUACUGCUCACCUCGCAUACAGUCAGUAUUGGUGGCUAUGAUUGGAGGAUUAAACUGCUGCCACAUGGCAACAUGCAUACCGAUCGCCUCAGCUUAUACGUUGAGAACGUCUCUGUUCAGUCAUCGCCGGAGGAGCAGUGGUCUCAGCUACCUCUUCCUCUGCUAGGUGACGCGAAAGUUACAAGACGUAGUUCGGUCGCUGCACAAGUAUCAGUCCUUCUCUAUAACCCAGAAGAACCACGCGUGAACGAAUUCAAAGCAGACGCCUCUCAGUUUUCACAAGAUUCACCUGACCAUGGUUGGACUCGCUUCACGAGUGUGCCAUGGUAUGAAAUUCACCGUCGUUCUUAUGCUCAACGACAGCCUCUACUUCGCAAUGACACUCUAGCUGUCAAAGCUUUCAUCCGUGUGAUUGAUGACCCUACUGGCUGCUUGUGGGCUCCCAAAACAUCUCCAAAAAUGGCACUGACUGGUCUGCACCCUUUUUGCGACGACCGAGAAGACUCUGCGGUGUGCCCUGUGUUGGCCUUGUGGUUGCAUCUGCGACCGUUCCGUGAGAUGAUUUACCGGCUCGGAGCUGCCGAUCUAUUCACCAAGGAUGGCGAUAGUACAACCACUGAAAUCCAAUCGAUGCUAUGGCGCAUGCGCUCCAGAAUUGGUUGGGAGAACGAGAACAGUUACGCACCAUACAUUGGCGACUUUAUCGACGACUUUGCUUCGAGAGGCUCCCAGCAUACCAUGCAGACUAUGGACGCCAUGCAAACUAUGAGUGUCAUCCUUAGCGAUCUGAAAUCCGAGCUCAAAGACAAUGAAGCCGCCCUCAAGGAUUUAACAGACCUGUUCGGAGCAGAUUCAUUCUCCGGUGAUAGAAAGACGAAGCGGCCGAUAGAGGGCAAGGCUUCGAUCCAAGAAAUUGUCAAUGAUGGCUUGCCUCAGGAUCUGCUUCAGAGCGAAGUCCUUACACUUGAGCUCGAGCGUCAGGUCUUUGACUUUGAAAAACGAGUGUGGUCGAAACUGCUCAACAAGGUCCAUCUAGACGAUCAGAUCACGGCUUCUGACGGCUCUUCAUACACGCUCUAUGGGUUCGUCGCCCAUGAGGGCUACCUACGCAACGGCAGAUACACGAGCCACUUUCGUCCUGCCGGUCUUGGAGGCCUUUGGUAUACCUACAUGCACAAUAGAGAUCCGACAUGUCAGACCAGAGUACAAGCUGUGGCAUCAAAGGAAGGAGUCACCCAUGGCUCGGGUUCAACCAGGAUCGAAGAGCCCGUCGUGUCUUCCGAUUCUCCUGUCAACUAUGGUCAUGCUCUGCACCAAACCGAUGCCGUGGCUUAUGUGGUCGUCUACGUGCGCAGCCAAGCUCUUGGCCUUACAAUAAACGAGCCAUGGGACGUACCUGAAUGGAUUCCCAAGAUGUAUGGGCCUCCACAGAUAGACGCUUCCAAUGGCGCGAACACUGUGCAUUCUGACGGGAUGACAACUAAUGAAGACGAGGAUGAGGAGAUGAACGACCCACCUGAACCAUCUCCAGACCAAGAACCUGCCGACAGCACUCUGACGAAAGUCACGAUAAACUAUCUCUCGCAGCCCUUCUACCAGGGAUGUGUCAAUAGUAACUCAGACUACCAUGGUGCCGGCCGCUUGAUCUCCCUCAACGGUGAUGAUUACACCGGCAACUUCAGCGAUUCUCAGCGCUCUGGGUAUGGCAAGAUGCUCUAUGCCAACCGCGACACGUAUGACGGCAAUUGGAAAGACGGCAAACACGAUGGCCAUGGCGUCUAUACUCAGCAUCGCACUGGCAAUGUCUACGACGGCAACUGGUGCGAAGGCAAGAAGUCGGGCUCAGGUGUGAUGUACUACAAAGUCAGCGAGGAAGAUACCAAGCUUUGCAGAAUUUGCUAUGGAAACGAGGCCAAUGCUGCGUUUUACGACUGCGGCCAUGUCCUUGCUUGUAUUGACUGCGCACGCAGAGUGGAGGACUGUCCUAUGUGUCGUCGUAGAGUCAGAGAUGUGGUCAAGCUAUUCUAUACCGCUUGA
Molecule: messenger RNA, 2640 nt
Organism: Aureobasidium melanogenum CBS 110374
Lineage: Eukaryota; Fungi; Ascomycota; Dothideomycetes; Dothideales; Saccotheciaceae
Exons: 2
Coding region: 1-2640 (879 amino acids)
Biological process (GO): protein deubiquitination
Molecular function (GO): protein binding; cysteine-type deubiquitinase activity
Source: RefSeq, a predicted model, not a curated record